Messenger RNA from Paramecium sonneborni, 1116 nucleotides. NCBI's taxonomy places the organism in Eukaryota, Ciliophora, Oligohymenophorea, Peniculida, Parameciidae. The record is from the annotation of a GenBank genome assembly.
AUGAAAUAAAUUGCUUUUCGUUUGAAUCACAUUUGUCAAGCACAUUUUGGAUUACGUACAAGAGCUGGCUCCAUUAUUAAAACAAUCGUUCCAGAGAAAAAGACUAGAGAGUAAAUCAGAUUAGAGAUUGAAGAUCCUUUUUAAGCAGAAAGAUUAAGAUAAAUCUAAUUAGAAGAAGAUGCUAAGAAUUUUUAACAAUAUAUUUACAAUCUAAAACAAAAUGAUACCAAUCCCAAAAAUUUCAUUAAAGUUAAAGUUAACAAUCUAGAUGUAUCAAAAAUAGAAACUAAUACUGAGACAGAAAAUACGGCUCCUUUUAUUGUCAAAAAAAUCCCUAAAUAAGAGAAAAUUUUAAUUAGUGGAAUAAGAAGGUAUUGUUUAUGACAAUUCAUUAAAAAUAGAAAAGUACCUGCUUCUCUUAGAAGAUUAAUUCCUAUUUGCAGACCAUUGAUAAAUAUGCAUCUAUAUUAGGCUUAAGAAGCAAUUGGUGAUUCAGGAAGAAAAGCAGCUUAAUUUUUAGCCAAAACAUUAGUUAUGGUUAGAUCACAUGCUGUUUAAAGAGGAUAUGAUCCUGAAAGACUUUAUGUCCAUUCAAUUUAGGUUGGGAGAUAUAAGAAAUUUAAAAAAGCUAGAUUUCAUGCUAAGGCUAGAAUCAAUCCAGCUUUUAGAGAAACCAGUUAAAUAAAAGUUAUCUUAGAAGAAAGACCUACCAAAGAGGUUUAAUUUAUAUUUGAUUAUUAUUAUAGAUGUUUAAAGAUUUUGUUUAAGGUAAAACUCCUAGUGUUAUAUCAUAUUUAAUGAAAGACUAGUUGGUUAGAGAAAAAGCUGACUAUGCUAAAAUCAGAAGAUUCUAAUUGUUCCUUACUGCUAAAGGUAGAUAAUAAUAAAAACUAAUGUUAAAGAGAAGAGCAUAAAAAGAAAUGAAAGAGAAAGUAUAGAUUUUAAUUAAUUUUAGGGAUUGUCAUUUAAAUAUCUUCAUCGUUAAAUUAUAGAUAAAGAAGCUGAACAAUUUGCUGAAAAUUAUGAUACAGGAAAGAGUGGAUUACAUAGAUUCAAUUUAGAAGCUAGAUAAACUCUGUUUAAAAAGAAUGAAGAAAUCAAUAAUUGAGUUUUAGG